Messenger RNA from Phytophthora infestans T30-4, 465 nucleotides. RefSeq lists its product as uncharacterized. NCBI's taxonomy places the organism in Eukaryota, Oomycota, Peronosporomycetes, Peronosporales, Peronosporaceae. The transcript has a single exon. Bases 1 to 465 code for a protein of 154 amino acids. The record is from RefSeq and is a predicted model, not a curated record.
AUGCCGACGAUAACAGAAAGGUCAAAGAAGUGCGUGAGGUGGUCUACUAUCACCGUGCACGAGUUCGGCGUGGGGCUCGGUGGCAGUGCCGUAUCGAACAAGGGCGGCCCUUCCAUCGGUCUCGCGGAUCCGCCCGAGUUUACGUGGACAACACGGGUAGGUGAGAUGGCUGAGCGCGUCGAGGGUGUGCAUCGUUUCUCGCCUAGCCAGCGCAUCCGCCUACUGCAGGCCGCCGGCAUUCCGGAUGGCAUCAUCACGCGUCACGCCCGAGAGACCAACAUCAUUUUGGGUUCGCGUCGCCGGUCGAAGACAAGCUGGGAAGACAGUGACGUGGACGAAGCUGAGGAGGAGGAGGAACAGCUCAAGGAAAUGCCCCGCAAGCGCAGCGCUGAUCAGGCUACACUAGACCAUCCAUGUGCUGUCUAUUUGCGGAGACCUCGCAUGAUCCCGGUCAACUACGUGUAG